UCAGUGUCGGGCCGACCGGCAGCGUGUGUAGGUGGUGAGAGAGAGGACCGGACCGGCGUUUUAACCCUCGCGGUUUAUUUCGAACACACGGUUACGCACGGGACGAAACCGGAUAACCUGGGGGGGCCGGCGGCGGGCCGCAUCGAACGUAAUUCCGGCUGUUCCCGGGCCGGUGAACCGAUACCGCGGGACAAAGUGCACCCGGAGAAAUGCUUGAAACCGGUAGCUUCUGCGACACCAUUUUAUCGUAGCACUACCCCGUUACCGUGACGAAGCGUCGGAAGACAAUAGCACGGUUUUUAGGCAAGAAUGGAAUAAAACCGAAGCGGGUUUAGUAAUUGCAGCCGACGUUACUUGGAGAAAAAUUGCUGUAAUCGGAGUAGGAAAUGGAAGUCACCGAAAGGAACUUGCUGUACAGCGACGGAAGUGAUCAGAAUGAGUGCCGGGGAGAAAUAAUGAAGGUGUUUGGUAAUUAAAUUAAGGAGAAAAGUAAACAGCAGAUAAAAAACGGGGAUAUCAAGGUUUCCCUCGUCAACUGUGAGAAUAUUCAACUCGUCGAAGGAAAAGGGUAGUCGCGUUUGAACGGAAAGCAUAUCUACUUUGAAAAUACCGCGCGAAUUGCUUUUUCAAUGAAACAGACCGUUAACAUCAUGAAAAAGAGAAUUAUAUUGACACGAUCGUAUAAAUUCGAAACCGAUCAAUAAUGAAAGGAAAGGAGAAAUUGACUUAAUCAGAUGUUGCGUAAAGUUGAACGAGGAAUCAACGGAACGAAAUGUAAAGAAACAAAUUUGAAACACGAUCGAUGAAAGGGAAGUAUUACAAUUGUUAGAGCUGCAACUUAUGGAAAUUAAUGUUCUAUACGAAUCCCAGUGAAUCGCACGGUGUAAGUGAUAUCUUUUGAAUGUAUCACACAAGUGUCCAGUGAAGUCGCGAUGCAGUGAUCGAGAAUGUACAUUAUCGGAAUUACACAUUAGCGUUUCAAAACGAUUCGAUUGUUCUCUGGAAUAAACCUAACACCGAGGGAGGACGAAAUGGCGAGUCGAAUGAAGGAAUUGUAUAACCAGGUGAUAUUCGAGAGGCGAAUACUCCUCGGUUGCACGAUUCUCGUGGGGCUGUCCGUGUGCAUAUGGUCGGUGGCUAUCGGAACCGAUCACUGGUUCACAAUCGAAGCGCCGGACGAUUCGGGAUUGCCCUUGGGAGACGCUGGCAAAGACGGCAGACGAUUGAUUUACAAACACAUGGGUCUCUGGAGAGGCUGCACGCGAGGUGUGGCGCCGGAAUUCGUGAACUCGACCAACAUGCAGCCUUACCGAGAGUGCAAGAAUCAGGACAUGUUCCCGACUGACAUGCAGAUCAAGAUGGAUCCUGGAUUGAACAGAACUGUUGUCAAUUACUCGAGAACUCAAGUGUCAUUCGCAUUGAUCAGCUUGUUCGUGAUGAUAAUGGGCUUCAGUUUCUCGAUCUACACCUUCCGCAAUCCACGAUACAUGUUCAAGCGACUGGCUGGUGGGAUACAUUUCAUUAGUGCCGCAUGCAACAUGGUAGUGAUACAAGUGCUCCUAUCUUCGAUCGAAUUCGAGAGCAAAUACGUGAAUGCGACGUUCCCAAAGGGCGCGAUCAUGAGGUACGAUUACUCCCUAAUCCUGGCUUGGAUCGUAUUCCUCUGCAACUUGCUGGCAGGAUGCGCUUUCAUGCUGUUCUCGAGGAAGAGGAAGCGGGACAAAGCACCGACAGAGGAGAUCGCAAUGGCUGACGAGCCAACCAUCAUCGGUCGUUGAUUCGUGUCUCCAUUUUUAUCAUUUCCGCCGAACAGAGACUCUCGUAUGUGCCAGACAGAAAGGGAAAAAAGAAAAUAUUGUGAUCCAGGUGGCACAACGGUCAGAAGAAAAGACAUGUACUUACUCGCGUAUUGUACGUGAAAAGACAAUCCGUUCAAAGACUCUGGCCCCGAGCAGGAAAUCGAUCGUCUACUUCGGAUCUAUCGUGAAUCAUGUUGGCUGAUUGCUCGCGCACGUUUCGCGCGUCUUGUGAUCAUUAGAUAAGAAACUUGGGACAAGAAUGUCAGCGCACUGGCUCCAUUUUGAUCGUUGGCUGAUUUUCAAACAAAAUUUGUUAUUCAUUGAUUUUAUUCAAUUCAUUAUUCAUUUUUUUUUUUAAAGGUAUUUAUUAUUCUUUCUUGUGUAGUUCUAUAAAUUCUUUUCUAAUUGGAAAUCUUUAAUCGAUGAAUUAUACUUUUCACUUUGCACCUCUUUAAAAGUGCAAUCUUCUUUUCUCUUUUCUUUCUAUCUUCCUAGAUCGCAGUGCAUUAUGGACUUUUAGUAAUCACCUAAAUUUAUACUCAAACAAGUUUCAUUAAAGAGACUUUGAAAGACAUUUUCAUUAUGUUUCAAUUUUCAUCGUGUUUAUGGCGCUGCGUGUCAGCUGCUCGCGGUCGACGACUCCAUAAUCAUUUCAAGCACCUGAAUCGAUAGUUUUACGUAAUACUUUAUCAUUAUAUUUUUUCUGUAAUUCGGCAAUUAUUAAACGACAAUUAUGGUAAUGCUACUUAGAGAUCUUUUUACAUUAGUUUGAACUUCAUUCUACUUCAAAUAGAAUUGAGCAGUAUUUUUAAAGAGUGUCAAAUUAUUUCAUCUAAAUUUCAUUUAAAUAUUGUUCUUCAUUAAUAUAGUUUAACGAUGUUACAGACAUAAAAGUAUAAUUAUUCAUAACAGGAUUUUUUCACCCGAGCUCUUCAUGUAAUUAAUGAAAUGGAGAACGUGAGUGCACUGAGAUUCUCCAUCCCCCCUCCACCUCCCCCAAGUGAUUCAACUGUCUCUUACAAUAUCGUAGCGUCGUAUUUCUCUAAACUAAUUGAUAAUCACAUACUGUCCAAUCGAUUCGCUACGAAUCAUCAAAAAUGAAGGAAAUACUUAAAAAUCCCCCGACUAAGAAGAAAUUCUAUUUUUCUACAUCAGAUUGUCGAAAUUUAAGAUACUAUCGAUCGGGACCAUUCAAUAUCAAUCAAAAGAUUUCGGUUAUUUUUCUCUGUCGACGCAUCUGUGACUGUUCCCUUUCGGAAUAAACUUCUAAAGAGAAUAUUUGCUUGAAUCUAGCCUCACACUGAACAAAACUACGUCCAUUUAAAAAAAAUGGCAACUUCGAACUUAUACAGAAUUAAAUAAAAAGAUAAUGAAUACAUUGUAUACAUUUUUAAGUGACGAGUAACUCGGUAUAAAUAAUUGUUCCUGUUCUUGUAGUAUCAUCUAUUAUCACAAUUGUUACAAUAAUUAUUAGGUCUACAGGAAAGUUCGAUCAUUCUACAGAAACGGCACAAAUUACUUUCACGUUGGUAAAAAGGUCAUUAGCGAUGGAAAUAAUAUUAUUCGGUAAAUAUUAAGAAAUGAAUUGAAAAUGUAUUUUCUUUUCAUUGAAAAUCGGACAGAAUUUUCCGGUAGAUCUAAUAUUAUCAUGAUUAAUGUUGCUUGUAUAAGUCAGAAUGCGUUAAAGGCAGGUAUACCGAAUCUAAUCCCCAACAAACGUUCCGUUCCGGGUCAAGCAGGGUGCAACUGCGUGUGAAAGUUAAAAAUAACUCGAGAACACUCCAUGGGAAUGUAUAACUAAAAUACAGUAGUUCAACUCCUACGCUAAAUAAGUUUAUUAGGAAUUAACUGCUGUGUUGUACGAGAAUCACUUAUGUAAUCGCGACUCGAUUGAAUCAACGGUUCGUAAAUAGGCUGCAGAUGUUUAUGCACUUAUAACCAGCAUAACAAUUAGACCUCAGUACAGUAAGAAACUCGACAUAGUUAAAUGAAAUUUUUAUUUCAUUUGAAUCUUAACACUACAACUACCGAGCCUGUAAUACAAUUAAUCCCUUGACGAGUGUAGACAUAGAAUUAGCAUAAGAAAUUGUUCUUUUUCUAAUCGAUUAUUAACGAUGAAAUAACUGUACUGAUCAUAAUUAAGAUAUAAAUCAUAGGGCAAGAGGUUAAUGUGUAGUCCACAUAAGAAUUAAUCGUUAUAAAUCAUAGUCAAUUAUAAAAAUUAUAAUAAUAGGUUUCUUUCGGUUCCUUCGUAUUCUCGAUGUAGCAUUCAAGUGAAACUGUUCGUCUCUAAAAUCACUUGAGAUAUUUAACACUUUAGAAAUACCAAUAAUCGUUGGAUGAAACAGUUGGCACCCGCCAUUUUUUCGGGCGCGGUAGUUCCAGUGUUGAGAAUGUUACAAAUUUAUUUAAUCUCUAAUUGCUACGAAUUUCUAUGGAAAAAUGAAUCGUUUAUAAUUGCAUAAACAUACGCAGUCUAAUUGCCAUAUCUUAAAGGUCUUGAAAUACGUAGAAUCUUCCUCUAGUAUUUGAUACCGACGCCAUUUUCUACGACGCGAUAUAGAUUUUAAGAAAAUUACCGAAUAAUUAAUAUUCCUGUCCUUCGUAUAAUGUCCCGAGUUGGGGAACAAUUUCGGCGGUACAAGAUGCAGCCGGAAUCUCGUUGCUCGAAUUACGAACACAGCACGCAACCUCGAAACUUCGGUAAUUUGCACUUUUGGGGGAGCGGGACGGUUUCAUCCCAAUGAUUUCAAAGGGAAAUGUACUUUCACGAGAAUACAUUGCCACGUUUCUCAAGGAAGAUAAUUAUCAUAGAACUAGAUUUGAUACCGAGACAGUGAAUAUUUUUAUCCCGAUAAAAUCUGCGAACACAGUUUCUUGAUGAAGUGCAUUUAAUUUUGAAUGAUCGGAUCUAGAGAAACGUCCAUUGAAUUCGUUUCAUUCGUGCGAUUCGUGAAAUUUCGUUUCAACGAUGAAACUGAUUUCAUACGAAGAAGUAGACCAUUUAUUUAACACCUUCGCUAACAGCGUCGCGUAUUCGCGACGAACAAUGUUUCACGUUUCGUGCAAAGAAGGGUAAAUUACAAUUUACCUGUGUUUUCAUUCGUAAGUAUCGUAACGCAUGAUAUCAGGCCGUGUAAUAUGAAAUGUCGGAUUUUUCUUACUUGUAAAUGAUUGUACUCCUGUUGUUAUUCCUUUGUUUUUCAUAGAAGAUUAUCAGGGUAACUUUUAGCAAAAAAUAUUUUCCGAAUUGUACAUAAUAACUGUUUCUUGUAAAAAAACUUGUUCAAACUUGGAAAUACCACUGCGAAAACUGCUCGAAAUAUAAACAUAGCAUUUGAGAACAAUAUUAUGAAUAAAAGAACACCGCAGAAUGGAUUUACAAAAUUUUCAAUGAUAUUUCUUUGCAAAAUAAGCCGCAUGGUAAACUUGAAACAAUUUAUAACAAUGUCUUUAGAAUUCAUUAAUUCUAAACAUUCAGAAUUUUUCAGGAAUAUAUUCAUUGAAAACACGCUUGCAGAAGUAUAUCGAAUCGAAUAGAGCAUACUUUCGUUUAAACGUCGUUUAGAACAUCAAAUAAGAUUUCUUUUUUCCCGCAAAACUCGACAUUUUAUAUUACACUACUGAUAGAAUGUGCAAGAAAUCGAGGAGAUUCUGUUUCUAAUUAUUAUCUGUAUUUUGCAAAGACGAUACGUUUAAUUUAAUAAAACACUGUAACCUCGAAGACUGUUAUUGAAAGAAAUGCUGAUAGCGAAUGAGUUAAACGAAGAAAUUCUGUUCAAGGGAAGCAGCUUUGAGACCUUAACAGGAUCGAAGCAACUACCGAUUGGACUUGAAAGUUUAGUUAAUCCUGACACCAUGAUCGUCUAUAGUACAAUGCCCAUACGGUUAAGACAGUUAUUAUUUGCUCUUGGAGGAGAGUCAAUAAAAUCGAAGUAUUUCGCACCGAGCUAUCAAGAUGUCUUGAUAUAAUCUAUAUUUACGAUUCUAGUCAAACUCAUAUCUACACGUGACCGGAGGGAAUUUAUUCCUCCCGUAAGGGAAGCCUGCGAAACAUCGUUCUCCGAAGAAGAUAUUUUGUAAUGAAACUUUAACACGAUUAUACAGUAUGUUUAACAUCCACGUUUUUGAGUCUAGCGAGAUUUGUAGUGAUCGAUACUGUAAUGUCUACACGGUGAAAUGAUCUGUGCUCGCCAUUUCACUGAAAGAAACUAUUUCGACGAUAUGUUUGAGCAUUGUAAAUCAUCGUCAGACUACAGAUGUUUGCACCGAUUCAUAUUUUGAUAGAUUCAUUCGCGAAAACUGAUAUACAGUAGAACCCGCUAUGACGCGAUUAAAAUGUUCGGGGUUUCACGUUUACAAAUUUCGUGUGAAAUUCUCAUUUUGGACACUGGUCCAACUUAUAUUCAACUGUGGAAUUUAGUUUGAAAAAUCUCUCGUUCUGCGCGUGAUAAAAUCAAAAAGUAUAUAUAAUAUAAUAUAUUUUAAUGAAAAACCAAAGCAAAACAAAGGAGAAUUACAUGUUUACCUAUAGAAAUAGAGAAGCAAUUUAUCGUUGAAGCAAUUAGUAUCAUUUCAAGCUUUAAGACGCGUAUACUCGUCAAACGCAGUUAAUUGGUCAGAUUGGUCCUCUGCUUGUAUCAGUUUCUUAUGGAGAAUCUCACUUUCAUAGUUAUCUUUCGACGAUUAAUUAAUGACGUCAUAGGGGGUUCUACUAUAUUAAGACUCGUUCAAUCCAACGAAGUCUAUAUUUUCUGGUUCUUUACACAUCAGAUUCACUGUAUUCGUAUAAUAAAUACGUAUGAACAUCUGGAGUUUGGUUUACUACUAAUUACAAUUGCGAUUCUAGUCAAUCGAGUUACUGAGUUCUUGGGAAUGAGGGUGGUGCCAAUUUUCUCGCGUCCCAGGAAAAUGCUUAGGAAACGCAGGAAUUCGUGGAUAACUGAUCUUCUCAGUUCAUUCUCUGCGUGUCACUCUAAUUCCCACGAUCAUAUUUGUAUGAUACCUACGCCAUUGAACAGAUUUUGGCUCCUGCAAAAGAGAAACUUAGCUGUGUCGCAUAAUCCGAAACGCACGAACUGUUGGCAAAAUAUUCUUACGUGCAGAGGUUCUCUUCGAAAGAGAAUCGAGAAGCGUAAGAAACGUCUGUAAAUAAUAUUAUCUAUGUACAAAUUUAUUAUCUGAAGGGAUUUUGAUUAACUGUCGUUCAGAAAGCAAAUUUUCCUAUGGAGGGACGAUUUCGCUUACACACAAGCAGAUGUACUUACUUACACGUAAUAUUACGGUUUAAAGGGAUGAACGGCACAUUACUGCCGCCAUGGUUAUUUACAUUUACAUGCGAUUCAUUGAACACAUUAUGUUUAUGUAAGUUUCAAGUUUGAUGUUCUUUGAAUUAACAAUAUUGAUGAUGAACGUUUGCUAAUUGCAGAAGUGUAUUUCUCCACUUUCUAAAUUCCGUGAAAUCCGGAAACAAGUAAAUGUAAUUUGCUCGGUUGUAUAUUUAUUCUUAAUAUACGCAUGAAGAGAAAAAUCUUUUUAGUCUAAUAAAGUAAUAAUAGAAUCAAUUUAUUUUCAUGUCACUUCUUGCUCCUUGCGAAGAAUUUUGAUGAAAUAUUUAAAAUGUGUUUAAUUAAUUUCAAUAAUCGUUGAUAAUGUAAUUAUUUUACGUUACACUAUGCUGAUUAUCAGACGUUCAUAUGAGAAUGAAUUAUGCUAAAGUCUGUCUGGUUGAAUGUUCCUUCGCUUUUUGCUUAUGAAAUAUAAGCGGCUGCCCACACGUCCCGAUAAAAGACAUAUAUAGUUUAUAUAUGCGUACGUGAACAUGAAAAUGAUUAUAAUUAUUGUUUUCCACAAUCGAAAUAAAGCACA
Messenger RNA from Nomia melanderi (Alkali bee), 7667 nucleotides. RefSeq names its product transmembrane protein 114. NCBI's taxonomy places the organism in Eukaryota, Metazoa, Arthropoda, Insecta, Hymenoptera, Halictidae. The record is from RefSeq and is a predicted model, not a curated record. Gene Ontology annotation, cellular component: plasma membrane.